AUGGGUGACAUGAGUGAGCAGGAUGAGUGCCUGGAAGAGUCUCCUGGUCGGCGCUCGGGCAGGUCUCCUGCCGGUGGUGCCGGGCCGGGUCCAAGUUCUGCGACAUCAGCUCGGCAGUGUUCACGUUCGCAAAAUGCGAGCCCAGUGUUAGAGCUGUCGAGUGCAGAUUCUGCUGUCCCUUCUUUUUCUGGAGUGCCGAAGCGACUCUUCGCCGGCAAGCGGUUGGCGGCAAAGACUGAAUGUACGAAGCGAACAUCGAAUGUGAAGUUCUUCUCCGUAUAUAUUGAUUGUAAUCCAGAGAGCGAAAGCACAUUAUGGUCUUGUGACGCUGUAGUGGAAUUCCGUCUCUUAUCACAGCGUCCCGAUAUUCCCCAUUUCUCACGACAGUUUACAAACAAAUUCAAUUUCAAUUCGAAUAACUGGGGAUUUCCGUCGUUCAUGGAAUGGGGAGAUAUUUUGAACGCUGAAAAAGGAUAUGUGAAAGGUGAUCGAGUAGUGGUUGAGGCGCGCAUCACAGUUCAGAAAGUGAUUGGAGUUAGUAGUGGACUAAUUCGUAUGGCUAAGAGGCGACGUAGGAAUGAUCGCUUGCAGCGCGGUGGACGUCCCGAAGGAACUCGCGACAAAUGUGAGAAUCCCACCAGCUUGGAACACCCAUCGACUGACUCGCUGUCACAACCGAAGGCAAGUAGUGCUGCUGCUGCUGAUGAUGAUGAUAUUGAGGUCGUAGUGGACAGCCAAGAGAGUGUUGGAUCUUCGCAAUAUGCUGAAAACUCGGACGAUAGCAUCAUUAUUUUGGAAGAUGAUGAGUGGAAGGACUGCAACUAUAAUAAAAGGAUGGACUUCAAACUCAAAGCAAAAGAGAUUUGUUCAUUAUAUGCGCAGUUCAGUGGGAAAGAUUGGGAAUAUCCGCUACAGUCAGAGUGCCCCUUUAGAGACGAGCAGAACCUUCUUGAUCAGCGAAUGAAAUCUUUCAAUCAAAUGAAAGCGUUGUGCCUGAGGCUGGAAGCGUGCAUAAAAGAGAAUUUGCCAGCGGAAAAGUAUCUUUCCUUUGAUGACACAACUCAGCGAGAUGCACUGGAAAUAAUGGGUAUUCGGUACGAAGAGCUCUCGGAUGACAUCUUUGGUGUGAGAGUAGAUCAUCCCUUAGAAUUUGCGCGUGAGAGUUUCUCGAAAAAUCCAGGUGAUGAAACGUUCCAGUGCGAUGACGAUUAUAUCUCGUUUUUCGAUGAUGAUGAAAUAAGAUCAGAUUACGCUGAGAUGUGUAUGCAAAGUAAACUGACUGAAGUUGGACUUCGUUAUGUGAAUAAGGUCUACAAAGUUAUAAGACAAAUAAACGCCACGGUGACGGAAUAUCGUGCAAAGACUUCUCAGUGUGUAGAAAAUUUGCGUGCUGUCGAUUUAAAAAUAAGCAAAAUUCGUGAGGAAUUCGGUAACUUGUCUCCGUUGGUUGCUGAGGCGAUAGAUAGCAACCGGUUAUGGAAUGCAGGACCCUCGAUCAAGAAGGACGCAUUAACUGGUGUGUAUGUUGAGCAUUGUUAA
Messenger RNA from Angiostrongylus costaricensis, 1539 nucleotides. NCBI's taxonomy places the organism in Eukaryota, Metazoa, Nematoda, Chromadorea, Rhabditida, Metastrongylidae. The record is from the annotation of a GenBank genome assembly.